AUGGAAACACUUGGGGACGCGUCAAAACGCAAUUUGGCACGCUUCCAGGCCCUGAUAAAAAGAAGCUUCCUGCCUUCAUCCUCACAUCCGCAGAACACUUUACGCAAAGCUGACCACCGCAAGGCCAUGGAGGCUUGCACCAACAAGAGUGGAUUAUCGUCUCGUUCUAAUGGAGACAAUUCGAGCCAGCAGUCCGAUUUGUGGAGACCAUGGUUUCGAAAUGAGGGCAAAAAUGUCGAACGCAAGACGUUUUCAACACAUGAAGACCUCACUGGUGCAACAGAACCCAAAACACCUCAAGUCAUCCAUCCAGUCAAGUUGUACUGGCCAAAAUCGAGAUUUUUUGAUUAUCUGUAUCGGGACGCAGAAAUACUCCUCCGCAACUAUCCGGUUCAAGCAGCCAUCUGCCCCUACGAAGACUCCAGCAGCGACGAAGACAACGAUGAUGAAGAGGAGGAGGUUGAAAAGGAGCAAAACUAA
Archocentrus centrarchus (flier cichlid) is the source of this 480-nucleotide messenger RNA. Its product is annotated as protein ripply2-like. NCBI's taxonomy places the organism in Eukaryota, Metazoa, Chordata, Actinopteri, Cichliformes, Cichlidae. Gene Ontology annotation, cellular component: nucleus. Gene Ontology annotation, biological process: negative regulation of transcription by RNA polymerase II; embryonic pattern specification. The record is from RefSeq and is a predicted model, not a curated record.